Messenger RNA from Acaulospora colombiana, 1011 nucleotides. The record is from the annotation of a GenBank genome assembly. NCBI's taxonomy places the organism in Eukaryota, Fungi, Glomeromycota, Glomeromycetes, Diversisporales, Acaulosporaceae.
AUGACUACUUCAUUCAGGUCAAACACCGCUACCCUCGCCAAGUACCUCAACCUUGAUCAAGGUGGAAAAGUUCAAGCCGAAUACAUUUGGAUUGAUGGUGACAGCGGUCUUCGUUCCAAGACCACCACCCUCGACUCGAAACCCAAUGACAUUUCAGAAUUGAAGGAAUGGAACUUUGACGGUUCCUCCACUAAUCAGGCUCCUGGUGAAAACUCGGAUAUCUAUCUUCGUCCAAUUGCCACUUUCAGGGAUCCCUUCCGUAAGGGCGACAAUAUCCUCGUUCUUUGUGAAACCUUCAACAGUGACGGAACUCCCAACAGAACCAACUACCGUCAUGCUUGCGCCAAGAUAAUGGAGACCCACGCCGAUGAAAAACCUUGGUUCGGUAUUGAACAAGAGUAUACCCUCUUCGACCAAGAUGGUCAUGUCCUUGGUUGGCCAAAGGGUGGUUUUCCUGGUCCACAAGGUCCUUACUAUUGUUCCGUCGGGGCCAAUGUCUCCUUUGGCCGUGAUGUUGUUGAAGCCCAUUACCGUGCUUGUCUUUAUGCCGGCGUCAAUAUUUCUGGGAUUAAUGCCGAAGUUAUGCCUGUGGCUGAAGAUUUUGGAAUUAUCGUAUCAUUCCAUCCAAAACCAAUUAAGGGUGAUUGGAACGGUGCCGGUUGUCACACAAACUAUUCGACCCUUGCGAUGAGAGAAGAUGAUGGCAUCAAAGCUAUCCACGAUGCCAUCGAUAAGCUAUCGACACGUCACAUGGAGCACAUUGCUGUGUACGGUGAUGAUAACGAUCAACGUCUCACCGGUAGACACGAGACCGGACACAUUUCACAAUUUUCAUCCGGUGUGGCUAAUCGUGGUGCUUCUAUUCGUAUUCCACGACAUGUGGCCGCGCAAGGGAAAGGCUAUCUAGAAGACCGUCGUCCAGCCUCCAACAUAGAUCCUUAUCCUAUUAGUUUGAGAAGCUUAGUUUCUCGUAAACUAUUUGGAGGAGCGCGAAAGGAGGAAGGAUUUUGA